GACAAGCAAGAGUUCAUACAGCAAAAAAAGAAGAACUGCAGACAUGGCAUCCACAAUUCCAGCUACAUCGGGGUAUGAGGGCCGCUAUGUCGAUGGCUUCCAGUUGUAUUUGCAAGGCUCUGAGGAACACAAGGUUAUGUGUGAGUUCAUUGACAAGACUCUGCCUGAUGAAUUUGCAAGAAUUGGAGAGGGAAAAACGAGUCUGAAUGUUCUUGGUGUUGGAAGUGGAGGAGGUGAAAUGGAUGCCCAUAUACUCUCUGUGCUACAGUCUAAAGUCCCAGGAACAUCAAUCAACGCUGAUGUGGUGGAGCCCAGCCAAGAACUGAAUGAGAACUUCAAAGCUUUGGUGGCCAAGACUCCCAACCUGCAGAAAAUACCCUUCACCUGGCAUUCAAUGACCUGUGCAGAGUAUGAAGAAAUUGUCAAAAACAAGAAGGAAACAAAGAGAUUUGACCUUGUGCAUAUGAUUCAGAUGCUGUACUAUGUAACCGACCUGAAAGCAACCAUCAAGUUUUUUCAAAGCCUGCUCAGAGAGAAAGGCAAGCUUUUGAUCAUCCACGAAGCAGCAAGUAGUGGCUGGAACACACUCUGGAAGACCUACAAGCAAGAGCUUUGUACAAAGUCCAUCAGUGACUAUUUAUCUGCCGGUGAUAUAAAAAAUUGUCUUCAGGAGCUGGGACUGAAGUAUGAAGAGCAUGCCCUGCCCAACACUAUAGACAUCACAAAGUGUUUCAGUAAGGGAGAUGAGAUGGGGGAGAAGCUUCUAGACUUUAUGACAGACCAGGUCCAUUUCCAUCAGUCCCUAAAUGCUGACAUUAGAACAGGGAUCCUGGAUUUGCUGCAGAACAAAUGCAGUUCUAAGAAAGAUGGAAAGAUUAUGUUUGACUGCACCUUGACUGCCCUGCUUGUUUAUGCAUAAGCUGGGGCCUGACUGGUUUAUGCCUUAACACAGAGUGCUAUUAGCUGCAUGCACAUUUUUUUAAUCAAAUAAAAAGUAGAAAAGUGUUUUUUCUGAACCGGGGUAAUGUUGGUACCUCCUGAGUGACUGGAACAAACACAAAUAAAAUAUCUUUUUUUUCUCUCUUCCAAAAUCUUCUAAUUCCAGAGCCAGUAAAUUACAUUACUUCUCCUUUCCUUUUGCUGGACAGGCCAAGUAAAUUGCACAUGCUGUCCUUCUAAUGCCAGCUUAGAAAUACUGCCCAGCUUUACCUUACCUUGCCAUCAGAUUAUUAAUAAUAUAGCUGAUUGCAGUUUCGGCAGGAUUUUGAUUUGCCAUUUUAUUUGCUCAGAGAGAGAUUAAUUUCACAUACAGGCAUUAAAUAAUUGUUUGGGGGGAGGGGGGGUAAAUUAGAUUUGUUUAUUUGUUUUACAUAUGAAGCACAAUCUAACCUUAUAUUACCUGCUACCAGUCUAUUUUAAUCUUCCUAUACAUCUAUUGUUAUUCUAUAUAUAAAAGACAUAGAUACUGUAUAAGAAGCCCAACCAGUUACUAAUAAUAUAAUUGUGGGAUGUACUAAAGUAAUCUGAACACUAGGGGGCAGUAAAGGCUAUCAAAUUGUUAACUUAAAGUACAAUGUGAAAAGAAUAAGUAAAGAACACAGGCUCACACAUUUCUACUCACUCUGUAAGGAAGGAAUACCUCUGUGUUUUCUUCAGGGCAGCAGCCAGGACUGAAGAUUUUCCAAAAGGUACAAAGAAAAUGGUUGCAGCCAUCAUUUCCAGAUAUGUUUUGCAAAUUGAGUUACCUUACAAACACCCUGAAAUACAGCAACCUACAACAAACUGUCAAUGUAUUGCUUAGGAACUACUACUACUACCAAUAAUAACAAUAAUAAUAACAAUAAUAACAAUAAUAAUAAUAAUAAUAAUAAUAAUAAUAAUACAUUAUUUUCAUGGACAGAUACAGUAGAUAACAGCUGGAAGAAUUUAUGUGAUUCACUGCGCAGACAGAGUGUUCUGUGGGCAAUAAAUCUGUGGCCCUUAAUUAGCAGCUCAAAACCCAUUCCACCGUGCCAGGGGCAAGCUGCAGCAGAUGUAAUAACAAACAUUUGUAUCACAGUAAUUUGUCACUAUUAAAGUUCUGCACACUCAAAGUGGAUCAAA
Messenger RNA from Conger conger (European conger), 2103 nucleotides. Its product is annotated as histamine N-methyltransferase-like. Bases 44 to 919 code for a protein of 291 amino acids. NCBI's taxonomy places the organism in Eukaryota, Metazoa, Chordata, Actinopteri, Anguilliformes, Congridae. The record is from RefSeq and is a predicted model, not a curated record. The transcript is spliced from 7 exons. Gene Ontology annotation, molecular function: N-methyltransferase activity.